CCAUCGUUGUUCAAUAUACCAAGAUGUUCUUUUUGCUCGUAUGCUGUUGCGCGAAACGAAAUGUGUGACUUGUUUUAUGGAACUUAAUUGAUUGAAAACUUACUCGAGAUACCUAAUCCAAAUAUGUUAACCUGAUCGUGAAAAUGUGCUUCUUUUACAAUGAAAACUAAUUCGUGCGAUUCGAGAUGAUUAUUUACUUCAAUAUUAUUUUCCUCAGUACACAAAUUUUUACCACACCUGCACCUGUCACCGCGGCGAUUCAAUACACACCUUAUGUAGACUUGUGCGACUAUGUCACAGCUCGAAAUGAAUCCAGGAUCGAAUUAUUCAAAAAGAAUCAAGCUCAUGCUGGAUUUUUCACCGUUAACAAGAAAUUCGACACGAAUUUGUUCUCGGUUUACGUAAAAAGUAUCAAUAGCUCUGAAAAAACUCCGCUCAUUGUUUGGAUUCAAGGACAGCCUGGAAUUUCAGCUCUGUACGCAAUUUUUGCACAACACGGUCCUCAUCACGUAGACGAAGAUUUCAGACCGACUGAAAGAUUGUAUGCUUGGACUAAACACUACGAUGUUUUGUAUCUGGAUAAUAUGAUCUUCACCGGUUACAGCUACUCGAAACACCCUUCAAACAUCAUCGUCUACUUACAAGACAUCGGUCGCUACCUAUACGAAGCUCUCUUCCAAUUCUACCAAAUAUUCCCGGAAGUGGCUUCCAAACACCUCUAUCUCGCCGGAGAAUUCUACUCCGGCAAGUACCUGCUACUGCUGGGCAACUACAUCCACUCUCGAAACCCUUUAUCUCACGUUAAAAUGAAUUUACACGGAAUUUACAUCGGUAGCGGGUUCACCGAUCCUGUCAACAUGAUGGACUAUUCGUCUCUAUUCUACCAAAUCGGUAUAAUCGAUUACGACAAAAUGAAGGACAUCAACAACCUAGAAAGCACCAUCGUCAAAGGCAUAUUUUCCAAAAGAUACGACACAGCUAGACAACAAUUCGACUCCGUCUGGGUAGAAUUAUUCAACGCCGGAUUCCAUUCGCCGAUGGAUUUCACCAGACUGGACUUGGAUUACGAUACGAACGUUAUCGAUUUCAUACAAUCCGAUGUGUUUCGAAAAACAUUCGGUUUAGUCGACCAUCCGUUCCAUAAUUUCUUCAAUUUGAGCGUUUUUCUCGACAGUCGCAAUAACACGAUUCAAUUAAUGCAUUUGGUAGAAGAAGACGCGCUGAAAAGCGCCGUGAAAUAUUUACCAAUGCUGUUGGAUCAUUACCGAAUACUUUUCUACGGAGCUCAAUUUGAUCUAAUGGUACCCUACGUCCAUGUAUCGAAUUUCCUCAGGAAACUCGAAUGGAAAGGAGCGAUCGAUUACUAUAAUAUGGUCAAGUCUCCCAGGAACAAAUGGUACGUCGGAGAUGAAAUGGCCGGAUACUGGAAAACAGUUGGAAAUUUAACCGAGGUAAUGGUCAGAAAUUCGGGCCAUAUGAUCGACGUUUCGCAGCCCAAAUGGGCUAUCAAUUUGCUCAGGUCGUUUAUAUCGAAUAAAUUUCAUUCGGCUUCCGAGCAGGUUGAAAGUUCCACCCCUACGGUUAUAAUGGAUCUAUCCCGGCACGUGUGAUCUCGAUUAUAAUCGAGAAAAAAAAUAAACAUUUACAAAUCAAUUCACCCAGUCAAGAUCUAUAUACGCAUUUUCAAAAACAUUUUUCGCCAACUCACCAGCGACAUGACAAAAAAAACUCAAAAAAAAAAACCGAAUAAAAUCAACUUAUUCGAUAUCGUUUUAAUUAUGACCAUUGUGUAGAUCUCUAGGUACACUGCAGUGGAAGCCUUUGCUUCGUGAUGCGGAACCCCGCGUACUCGUACUCGUAUUAUAGGGUUACUAUAAUAUUUAUAUCUAUACCCAUAUCACAACCCCAACGCAAGUGUAUCUUUUUCACCCCCAAAAUCAUUCAACCCUAAUCGUUUCCGUUCACCCUAGUGCCAAAUAAUAGACUCUUUAAAGCGAUUUAGUGUUUGUUAAUUUGAUUAUGACGAGCCGUGUUGCCUGUUCAUAACGAUGCGAUUAUUAAGAAUCACACCGCCGUAUCAACGCCUUUCCAUAAUUACCAGCGUUUUCUUUUUUAGUUAGGUAUACGGAAAAUACGAUAAAAAUAAGAAGAAAAAAAAACGCGUCUCUGUUCCAAAGGAAGUGAUCGUUAUUAAGUAGUCUUCUGGGGUUUCUCACUCUCCCAAGUGUUUAUAUAAAUUGUACAUACAGUAGCAUUCUUUAUACGCGACAAAGAUACUAUAGCGAUACUUCCUUUUUUUAAUCGUUAUAUUGUCCUAUUAUGUAGACUAGAUAGUAGAUACUACCUACCUAACUAUAAUUCUUCGUAAUUAAAUUUUAUGCGGCGAGUA
This is a messenger RNA of Planococcus citri (citrus mealybug), 2389 nucleotides long. Its product is annotated as venom serine carboxypeptidase-like. Gene Ontology annotation, molecular function: serine-type carboxypeptidase activity. The transcript has 2 exons. The coding region runs from base 186 to 1610 and encodes 474 amino acids. The record is from RefSeq and is a predicted model, not a curated record. NCBI's taxonomy places the organism in Eukaryota, Metazoa, Arthropoda, Insecta, Hemiptera, Pseudococcidae. Gene Ontology annotation, biological process: proteolysis.